Molecule: messenger RNA, 777 nt
Organism: Paramecium sonneborni
Lineage: Eukaryota; Ciliophora; Oligohymenophorea; Peniculida; Parameciidae
Source: the annotation of a GenBank genome assembly
UAUAUUAAUAAUACCGAUAAAAUGGACUUUAAGUAAUUGUAUGAAGAAAUGUGCCAAAAAUAUCAAUAAAUGGAAGAAGAAUACAAUUAAUUUAUAGAAGAAAGCCAAAUUUUAGAAGAUUAAUAAUAGAAGAACAUAGAAAUCUUAAAUAAACAACUUGCAUAGACCUAAAAUUAGUUAUUGUAACAAAAAGAAGAAACACAAAAAGCAAGAGUAAUAUCUAUUUGUAAUAUUUAAGAACGAAUUAUAAUAGACUUAAAACUAAUUAGAAAAAUUAGUAACUAAAAAGGACGCUCAAAUUGCAGAGUUUUAAAAAAAUAUGCAAACCUUAAAAUUAUCGAUAAUCGACUUAGAAGUUGAUCAAGAUCUAAAUAAGAAUAAAAUUAGGUAUAUUUAUUUAUUAAACAUAGGUAGCUAGAAGAAACAAAUAAAGACUUAGAAAUUAAAUUAGACAAAGUCUUUGAGUCAUUAGCAAUUGCUUAAACUGAUUUAGAAGCUAACAAGAUUUAAUCUUAGGAAGAAAUUGAGCGUCUAAAACAGACAUUAAAAGGUAUAUAGACUAUUAAUUUUAGAAAAUCAAGACGAGUUAUUUGCAGCAAAAAAUUAAAGAGUUACUCAUACAACAACAAUUCCAGAAGUUGUGAAAAUGCCUAAAAUUGAUUCUUUAAGAGCAAAUGCAGCUGGAUUUAACAAAAGUCUAACUUUAAUAUAAGCUUUGAUUAAAGAUCUUGAUGACAAAAUGACAUUAAUUAGGUAACCUAAGGCAUGAAUAAUUAU